Messenger RNA from Henningerozyma blattae CBS 6284, 1713 nucleotides. RefSeq names its product Sgf29p (gene SGF29). Gene Ontology annotation, cellular component: SAGA complex. Bases 1 to 1713 code for a protein of 570 amino acids. NCBI's taxonomy places the organism in Eukaryota, Fungi, Ascomycota, Saccharomycetes, Saccharomycetales, Saccharomycetaceae. The record is from RefSeq and is a predicted model, not a curated record. The transcript has a single exon.
AUGGAUAAUCAAUUGGCUUCUUUAUUUACGUCAAUAAGAAACUUGAAGUCCUACCCUGAUGUUAAUACAGAUACGUUGGUUAAUAAUGAUAUAGAAGAAAAUAAUAGAAAUGUUGCCAGAAGUUUAAACGAUGACAUUAUUUUAAAGGACCAAAUACGGAAUAACAUGAAUAAUUUAUCAAUUGAUGAAAUUAAUUCAAAUUUACGACACUUUAAAACUCAUUUAAGUUAUAUUAAUAAUACUAGAAAGCGACUAACAUCAAUUCAAAAUGAUUUAAAGGAAAUUUUGAAUAACUAUAGCAAUCAAAACAGGGCAACUUUUUCAAGUGGCUCAUUUGAUACCAAUGCUGAUGAUACCUUUACAGCUGACACAACAGAUAUUACCAAUACUUCACAUACACAUACUGUAGAUUCCUCUAACACUGCACCAACAGCUGCUACAACUAAUACUACAAUCCCUCCUCCCCCUUCAACUUUUAUCGAAACUGCGACUGCAACAUCAGUAUCAUCAAAUGGUAUCCAAGUAAAGCCUUAUACAUAUGACAGUCAAGAUCGUAAUAAAGAUAAAGAUGAAGAUGGCGAUCAAAUAAUGGGUGACGCUGAUGAUUUGAUACCAACAUCUUCCCCUCCACCACCACCACCACCACCGCCUCCUCCAUACUCGCCUGUUCAUUCUCCAACAUUUCAAAGUAAUGAUAUAUCUAAGACAGAUCAACCUAUUGAAACAGGAGUUGAAAUUACUAUUAACGAAAAUAAUGAUAAUAAUAAAAUGGAUAUCAAUCCACUUGCCGAACUAGGAACCAAAGAGGAGAAAGCAGCAAAGUUAUCCUCAAAUAAUGCUAAGGAUAUUACAUCGACAAGCACAAACUCUCUGGUAGAUAAUAAUCCAAAUCCACAUAAGAAAGAUAGGAAAGUGAAUAGUGAUAAAGUGGAAGAUACAAAAGUAAAACAGAGUAUAAAGGUACGAUAUGAUAAGAUUACAAUGGAAUCAACUGUUAAUGAUAUUCAAGAAGAUAUCCCUCCUCCACCUUCGCCUCCUCCGCCUCCUCUCACAGAACCUCCUGAAACUUUACCACAACCACAAUCGGUGGAUGAUAACCUACUAAGCUCUCCACUAGUACGUACAGGAAAAACUGCCGGUAAAACAACGCCUCCAGGGUUUGGAUCAGAUAAUAUAAAAGAUGAUCAAUCUCUGAUAACGCCAAAUAAUGGAAUAAUUAUGAACCCUGAUUUGCCGUCGAAACCAAUUGGUAAGCAAUAUUGGCUAAGUAAAUAUUCUAUCGAAUGUUCAAUACAAUUAGGUUGUGAAGUAGCCUAUAAACCAAAGAAAUCAAUUGAUGGCGAAUGGUUUCACUGUGAAGUUGUAAAAGUUUCAUCUGAUGGUAUUAGGUUUGAAGUUAGAGACCCUGAGCCAGAUGAAUUCGGUAAGCAGGGGAAGAUAUUUAAAUGUAAUUGGAAAGAUAUCAUAUUAAUACCUCCGAAAAAUUUAAUUAAGAAGAAUCAAUUAAUCAAUUAUCCAAACGGUUUAAAAGUAUUAGCAAGAUAUCCGGAAACAACAACUUUUUACCCAGCAGUUGUAAUCUCGAAUAAAAGAGAUGGCACAUGCAGAUUGAAAUUUGAUGGCGAAGAGGAGGCUGAUAAGCAGACGGAAGUUCCAAGAAGGUUUGUAUUACCUUUCCCUACAGUGUCUGCAUUCCCCACAAAAAAGCAUUAA